ACCACUUUGAUCCGUCGCGAUGUCCCAAGCCACUGGCUUGCUCUACGCCCUGGUGGCGGCCGUGGCCUUUGGCAUCCAAUAUGUGCCAGUGAAGAAGUAUGAGAUCUUCGAGGGCACUGCUUUCCAAUGGUUCAUGUGCAACGGCAUCCUGAUGGUUGGUUUCAUCAUUGCCGCGGCCAGCGGAGAACUGGAGCGUGGGAUUUCGCCUUUGGUCAUUUUUGGCGGAGUGUUGUGGGCAUUGUCAAACUAUUUGGUAUUGCCUCUAGUGAAGUUACUCGGCAUCGGCCUGGGUUUCUCGCUCUAUCACUUCGUGAAUCUGAUGGUGGGCUAUUGCAUCGGUCGAUUUGGCCUCUUGGUGUGAAGAAGCUCACCGGAGAACUGAUUUACUGUGACAUCGGUUGCUUUCUGGUUCUCGCAUCCUUUUUCGCCAUGGUUUUUGUGGAGGCAGGUCACGAGUCCAAAGAUGAUUCGGACAGCGAAGGCAGCUCCGACGAGUCGGCGCUCAGCGCUGAAUGGGAUGCACGUGCGCGCAGCAUGGAUCCCAUGGCAGCUGAGUGUGACGUGAGAUUCAUGGCAACUGGUGGUUUUUCGGUCUUCGGGGUACCUGAAGGUGAUCAUCCACUGGGCAAGAAGCACGGCCAGAUCGACUUGAGCCGACACGAGCACAUCACUUCAUUGGAUCGCUUGGGACCAGGAGCUCAGAGGCUGCUGGGUGUCAUUCUGGCCAUCCUGGCGGGGGGCCUCUGCGGAGUUCAAGGCGUGCCUGCCACCCUUUGGGAGGCUUCACACCCGGAGGCUGAAGCCUUUGCGGUCGCCUUGCCUCAGUGUAUUGGAAUUUGGGUAUGUUCCAGUGGAAUCUUGAUCCUCUAUUCCAGUGUGGCCGUGAUUCGAGGGGUGAGGUUGAAGAAGUCCGUCAUCGGCCCCGCCUAUGCCAGCGGUUGCAUCUGGGGCGUGGGCUUCGCUUGUAUGAUGAAGGGCAUUUCUUUCCUGGGUUAUUCCGUGGGGUACACCUUGGACGCUGUCGGACCCAUCCUUGUGUCAAGCCUCCUUUCUGUCUUUGUGUUCAGAGAGAUCACGGCCAAGAAGCCGUUGCUGAUCUACUUCGGCGCCUUCUCCUUGCAACUCGUGGGCGUUUUGCUCAUUGCAUGCUUUGGUGAGCCGAGCUAAUGAUGCUAAUGUGGGCUGUCCCUCAAGUGGGGCGCGCGAAGCUGGUUAGCAAGGCAGGGAGCCCCGUGAAAGCUUUUUUUACCC
Messenger RNA from Cladocopium goreaui, 1251 nucleotides. The record is from the annotation of a GenBank genome assembly. Lineage: Eukaryota; Dinophyceae; Suessiales; Symbiodiniaceae.